AUGGACGAAUCAGACAAUCGUCUAUUCCGGUUUACGAAGUGGUUUAAUAGCGCCAACGCCCGAACGUCUGGCAUAUAUUCCUCUGGUGCUCUGUUCGCCAUCGGCCUAUUCUUUCUCAUCGAUGCAGCUUCGUUCUCCCAUAGCUCCAAAAAUGGCUCAACAGUCCACAUCAAGUUCGUCGACUGGAUCCCCGGCAUCUGCUCUGCGCUAGGGAUGCUGGUCAUCAACUCCAUCGAGAAGUCGCGGCUGAGCGCGGAUAGCUUUAGCUAUUCUGGAGAUAGCGUGGCGUGGAAAGCGAGAUUCGUUUUGUUCUUGGGCUUUGCGCUGUUGGCCGGUGGAUUGGCUGGGAGUGUCACGGUCAUGGUUUUGAAGUAUAUUAUCCACGGAUACCCUCUUCAAACACUCUACUUUGGUAUUGCGAAUGUGAUCGCGAAUGCAAUGGUGAUGAUGAGUUCCGCCGUCCUAUGGAUUUCGCAGAACAUGGAAGAUGACUAUACCUAUACACUUGCUCUAUGA
Messenger RNA from Arthroderma uncinatum, 516 nucleotides. RefSeq lists its product as uncharacterized. The record is from RefSeq and is a predicted model, not a curated record. Lineage: Eukaryota; Fungi; Ascomycota; Eurotiomycetes; Onygenales; Arthrodermataceae. The coding region runs from base 1 to 516 and encodes 171 amino acids. The transcript has 4 exons. Gene Ontology annotation, cellular component: Vps55/Vps68 complex; fungal-type vacuole membrane. Gene Ontology annotation, biological process: protein targeting to vacuole; late endosome to vacuole transport via multivesicular body sorting pathway.